AAUCCACGUGCGGAAAAAAUACACAAAACAUCGUGUGAUACUUUAGGCCUCCAGAAUGGAUAUUGUUAAUGAAAUUCUGGAGAGAGAGCAGCAGGAAUUGGCCAAGUACAAGCCGAUCACAGUGGAAAAGCUGCUGGAAGUGCAGAACGAUCUUGGUUUGCUUCUCUGUACAGAUGUGAAUGAUCUGGCCGAAGAUCGGCUGAAGUCAGACUGUGAUGAUUACCUGCUAAAUCUCACGAGAGACAACGUCCAGCUCUUGCUGAAUGAUGUUUGGCAACAGCCCACGGAGAGUGUCGAGGAGUCUGUUCUGGCCAAACUUCCGGCGCCUGUUCAUCUUCUCCCGCGCGAAAGGAAGGUUCCCGAUCCCAAACCGCUGACCAAGUGGCAGAAGUUUGCCCAGGAGAAGGGAAUAAAGAAGAAGCCACGCAUGCAGAAAACCUACGAUGAUGUUCAGGAUAAAUGGGUGCCGACGUACGGAUACAAGAGAGCCGCGGCUGAGAAGGAGCGCGACUGGGUGCUGGAAGUGCCGGGCAAUGCGGAUCCCAUGGAGGAUCAGUUUCAGAAGAAGAAGGAGCUGAAGAAAGAGCGAGUGGCCAAGAAUGAACUGCAACGCAUGAGGAAUGUAGCGAGAGCGCAGAAACUGAAAAUCCCACGGGUUGGAAUCACAAAUCCUGCGGCGGCCUCGUCGAAGGAACUCCUCACAGCGGCCACAGUUGCCAAGGCGUCCACAGCGUCAGUUGGCAAGUUCCAGGACAAACUGCCGAAGGACAAGAAAGCUCGCGGACUGGGCGUCAAGGAGCUCAUUCCGGGUGUUAAACGCAAGGCAUCGCAUCUGGAGCCGGAGACGAAGAGGAAUUUGGAUGUGGUGGAGAGUGUGCUGAAGAAGCGGCCGAAAGUGGACGUGGAAAAGGCCAUUUCACUCCAGAAACGUGACGAUCGCGAGAGGAGAGACGCUGAACAGGCAGAAUCGAAGCCGAAGAGGAGCAAGAAGGGAAAGUCCCAAUUCAAGUCGAAGGGAAUGAAGAAGCCGAGAGGCGGCAAAGGUCAGAGGAAUCCAAACAAGCGCACAUUGGGAAGGAAGAGACGCUGAUCAUCUCGGCGAUAUUGCUUGCGGAUUUUGUGGGUGGAUGCAUUGUCAAUUCAUCCAUGCUCGAUGCCAACAAAGCCACGCGGAGGAAUUUUGCAUAAGAACCUUUUCUGUGGCGUCGGCGGCUCUCUGUGGGCAGCAGAGAAAACAUAAACUGAAACCUCUUCCUGGACAAUUUAUCAGUGAUUCAGUAUCUCUCCGUAUUUAUGAUAGAAAUAAAUAUCACACACUGAUGUGGAGAAUUGUUGGGAGCGCGCGCGCGAAAAAAGUCAUCAC
This is a messenger RNA of Phlebotomus argentipes, 1363 nucleotides long. RefSeq names its product ribosome biogenesis regulatory protein homolog. The transcript is spliced from 5 exons. Gene Ontology annotation, cellular component: preribosome, large subunit precursor; nucleus; nucleolus. Gene Ontology annotation, molecular function: protein binding. Lineage: Eukaryota; Metazoa; Arthropoda; Insecta; Diptera; Psychodidae. The record is from RefSeq and is a predicted model, not a curated record. Gene Ontology annotation, biological process: ribosomal large subunit export from nucleus; endonucleolytic cleavage in ITS1 to separate SSU-rRNA from 5.8S rRNA and LSU-rRNA from tricistronic rRNA transcript (SSU-rRNA, 5.8S rRNA, LSU-rRNA); ribosomal large subunit biogenesis. The coding region runs from base 56 to 1090 and encodes 344 amino acids.